AUCUGCUCAAAUGAAACAAACCAUGCAAGCAUGACCGGAUUCACCAAUGGCAACCCAGGAAUUGCCCAAGCUCAGAUUAUCAUGUUUCCAAUCUACGCAUACACUAGUGGUAGUGCUGCAACUUCUCACCAUAGCAGUUUGGCUUCAGGGAAAAUUGCUCCAGCUGGUACCCAUGCAGCCAUGUCUUAUGCUGCUUUUGCUCCAUCUAACAGUGUUGGAGCCACUGGCUUUCACAUAGAUACUUCAUUACAUUUGGGUCCAAAUGGAGUUUGUCAGUUUAAUACCGAUGAUUUCCAGAUUAGCCGGGAUGGUUUACCACUUACUCGUGGAGAUGCCUUGCAGAACAUACAAGGUCCACCUAUUGGUGAGUCCUCCAAGCUCAAACCUGGACAAAGCUGAUCAGAACAACUGUGGAAGUUUGCUUACGUGCCAAAAUGGUAAGAGGCCCAACUUAGCUGAUGAAUCUGAAAAGCCUGACGUAACGAACGUUUCGAAAAAGCCUAAGAUUUCCCCCAGUGCUCAUGUCAAACCUGAGAAGCCUAAU
Molecule: messenger RNA, 544 nt
Organism: Hibiscus syriacus
Lineage: Eukaryota; Viridiplantae; Streptophyta; Magnoliopsida; Malvales; Malvaceae
Exons: 2
Coding region: 31-399 (122 amino acids)
Source: RefSeq, a predicted model, not a curated record